AGAGAAGGCUGCCUCUGGCAGCUGAAGAAUGAAGUCCCCUUCUUGUUGCCUGUCCCUUUCUUCAGGAGCAUCUGGAGAGGAGCUGGGUGAGAGCACAUCAUUUGGAUCUGUGGAGUCCAGCGUCUUCUGUAGCGAGGAGGAGCCAGGAACCUUGCUGCGGCCGGUGGCCCCUUCCUUGGACUGCAUCACAGUCAAUGUGGGAGGGGCCCGCUUUGUGCUGUCCCAGAAAAGGCUGUGCUGCUACCCGGACACCCGCCUGGGCAAGCUGGCUGUAGUGGUGUCAGCUGCCCGGGACGUUGCCUCCAGCCUCCUGGAUCUCUGUGAUGAUGCCAAUUUGGUGGAGAAUGAAUAUUUCUUUGAUCGGAGCUCUCAGGCAUUUAGUUACAUCCAUAAUUAUUACCAGACGGGCCGGCUGCACGUGAUGGAUCAGCUCUGUGCACUUUCCUUCCUGCAGGAGAUCCAGUAUUGGGGGCUGGAUGAGCUCAGCAUUGACUCCUGCUGCAGGGACAGGUACUUCAGGAGGAAGGAACUGAGCGAAGCCUUGGAUAUCAAGAAAGAAGCUGAAGCUCUCGAUGCCCAAGAAGAGGAAGAGGACUUCUCCGGGAGCCUCUGUCCCAGAUUCAGGCAGAAGCUUUGGGAGGUAUUGGAAAAACCUGGGUCUUCUGUCGCUGCCAGGACUUUUGGCACCAUCUCCAUGGCCUUUGUCGUCAUCUCUAUUGCCAACAUGGCCCUCAUCUCUGUGGAACUGAGCUGGCUGCCACCACAGCUCCUUGACAUCCUGGAGUACGUGUGUAUUGCCUGGUUCACAGGAGAGUUUGUCCUGCGUUUCCUGUGUGCACAGAAGAAAUUCUACUUCAUACGGAAUGUAGCAAACAUCAUAGACCUGCUGGCCAUUUUGCCCUUCUACAUCACUCUGGUAGUGGAGAGCUUGCGUGGAAGACACAGCUCCCAGGAGCUGGAAAACAUGGGGCGUAUUGUUCAGGUGUUAAGGCUGCUGAGGGGUCUGCGCAUGCUGAAGUUGGGCCGGCAUUCAACAGGUUUGCGGUCCCUGGGCAUGACCAUUGCCCAGUGCUAUGAAGAGGUAGGCAUGCUCCUGCUUUUCCUCUCUGUGGGCAUCUCCAUCUUCUCCACCAUGGAGUUCUUUGUCGAGCAAGGUGUCCACGGCACAACCUUCACAAGUGUGCCCUGUGCUUGGUGGUGGGCUACGACAUCCAUGACGACAGUUGGUUACGGAGACAUUAGGCCGGAUACAACCAUCGGCAAGAUAGUGGCGUUCAUGUGUAUAUUGUCAGGAAUUCUCAUUCUGGCUCUGCCAAUAGCCAUCAUCAAUGACCGCUUUUCUGCCUGUUACUUCACGCUGAAGAUAAAGGAAGCUGCUCUCCGACAGCGUGAAGCCUUAAAGAAGCUCACGAAGAACAUGUCCAGUGAUUGCACCGUCAAUGUUAAUUUGCGUGACGUCUAUGCUCGAAGUGUCAUGGAUGUGCUGAGGCUAAAAGGCCGGGACAGAACAAGCACUAGGAGCAGUGGUGGUGAUGAGUUUUGGUUUUGAUUUCUUAAAAAA
This is a messenger RNA of Lacerta agilis (Sand lizard), 1561 nucleotides long. It is a transcript of the gene KCNV1, whose product is annotated as potassium voltage-gated channel modifier subfamily V member 1. The transcript is spliced from 3 exons. Gene Ontology annotation, molecular function: protein binding; voltage-gated potassium channel activity. Gene Ontology annotation, biological process: potassium ion transmembrane transport; protein homooligomerization. The coding region runs from base 29 to 1549 and encodes 506 amino acids. Lineage: Eukaryota; Metazoa; Chordata; Lepidosauria; Squamata; Lacertidae. Gene Ontology annotation, cellular component: voltage-gated potassium channel complex; membrane. The record is from RefSeq and is a predicted model, not a curated record.